AUGGCACCACGUAAAGCCAAAAGACAAAAGUUACAGUAUGACCCAGAAGUUGAAGCUAGGUUACAACAAGUAGUUUUCAAAGAUUCUGAAGAUUUUCUUAAAAAUUUGUCCAAACAUGACAAAAGUAAUGUGAAGGUCAGCAAUAAAACUGAAGAAACUAGCAAAGGCCAAGAUUCAGGAAUAUCCGAAGAUAAUGAAGAUCAUGAUAAUGAUAAAACUGAAGAAAGUGACGAUGAAGAGCAUGAUAGCGAUAAGGGUGGAGAAAAUGACAAGACGAAGGAAAAUGAAAGUGAUGAAGAUAAGGAAGAUGACAGUCAUGAUGAUGAUGAUGAUGAUGAUGAUGAUGAUGAGGCUGAAGAAGAUAAACCAGAAUGCACACGGGUUUGGUUUGAUGAUGACGAAGAAAAUUACUCGUACGUUUUAUUUUUAGUGAAGGAUGCAUUGAAGAUUCAACAUCGAAAAUUACCAGGAGGUAGACCUGAGAAAUCUUACAAUGAGUUGCUGGAGAAUAAAUUUAAAUCUCUUGUCGGUACUCCAAAAUGGGCGAAAAUUGACCGGGAAAAAGCCGAAGACUCCGAUGAAUCGGAUGAAGAGCUUCUUCAGCAUAGUAAUCGAUUAAAAAUUGGGAAAGAUAAAAAAUUACCCCGUGGAACUAUUGAGAUUAAAGCCCUCACUGAUAUUAACACAGAAACACAUAGUGAAGGUUCAGUUGUUACUAGUUUGCAGUUUCACCCAACGUCUACUGUUGCUUUAGUUGCCGGUUUAUCUGGAGUCCUGUCGAUUUUUAAAGUCGAUGGUCAAGAUAACAAUAAAUUACACAGUUUACAGUUUGAACACUAUAAAAUAAAUGCAGCAAAAUUUUUGAGAGACGGUAAUGAAAUAAUUGCUGGAAGUCGUAAAAAUUAUUGUCAGUUGUAUGAUUUAAUGUCUGGUAAAAUAUGUAAAAUUCCAUUGCCGAAUGGCGUGACAAAAAUGACGAAAUUUGAAGUGUCGCCGGAUGGUAAAUAUAUUGCAGUCAUUGGAAAGCUGGGACAAAUAUAUUUACUGUCAGCCUUUUCGAAAGAACUUAUUCAUACAUUUAUGAUGAAUAACAAAUGUAUUGCCGCGACGUUCACUCCGGAUAGUAAAAAUUUAAUAACUAGUGGAGGUAAUUGA
This is a messenger RNA of Cotesia congregata, 1155 nucleotides long. NCBI's taxonomy places the organism in Eukaryota, Metazoa, Arthropoda, Insecta, Hymenoptera, Braconidae. The record is from the annotation of a GenBank genome assembly.